AUGGGAGAGCAACCCAUCUUCAGUUCACGGGCUCACGUCUUUCAAAUUGAUCCCAGCACCAAGAAAAAUUGGGUUCCCACAAGUAAACAUGCCGUCACCGUGUCCUACUUCUUUGACAGUACGAGGCACGUGUAUCGAAUCAUCAGUCUGGAGGGCUCUAAGGCCAUUAUCAACAGCACCAUCACCCCAAACAUGACCUUCACAAAGACGUCCCAGAAGUUUGGGCAGUGGGCCGACAGUCGGGCCAACACCGUGUACGGCCUGGGCUUCUCCUCUGAGAGCCACCUGCUCAAGUUUGCAGAGAAGUUCGCAGAGUUCAAGGAAGCCGCGCGUUUGGCCAAAGAGAAGUCUCACGAGAAGACUGAGCUAACCACUCCCUCACAGGACCCUGCUCCGGCUGAAACCCUCCAGCCGCCGCCGCCGGCCCCAGAGACCGUGAACGGUACAAACGAGGGCCGAGUCUCACCCCACACACACCACGCGCAAACCAGGGCGGAGCCGACCCAGAAUGCACUGCACUUCUCUCACAGUUCAUCCAGCAUCGGUAAACACUGGGAGGCAGAGUUGGUGGCUCUGAAAGGAAACAAUGCCAAACUCACGGCGGCGUUACUGGAAUCCACAGCCAACGUGAAACAGUGGAAGCAGCAGCUGGCGGCCUAUCAGGAGGAAGCGGAGAGACUACACAAACGGGUGACGGAGUUGGAAUGUGUCAGCGGUCAAACCACAGCAAUCAAAACCCAGAAGACAGAACUCAACAGAACGAUAGAGGAGUUAGAGUCUGCUUUGAGGGACAAGGAAGAGGAGCUGGAGCGGCUCAAAGCUGAGAUUGAGAGCACCAACGUGUUUCAUUACCAAAAAGACUCACUCUCACAGAAACUCCAGGACACAGAGAGCCGUAACCAGGCCCUGGAGGCUCACCUGACUGAACUCGGACAGCGUCUGGAGAGCGUGCAGCAGGAGCGUGAGGCCUUCCAGAAAAGCCUGCGCUCGCUGCUGCAGCUGCUCGACUCCAAGAUCUUUGAGUUGACAGAGCUGCGGGACACUCUGGCCAAGCUCAUAGAGACGAGCUAG
Messenger RNA from Knipowitschia caucasica, 1071 nucleotides. Lineage: Eukaryota; Metazoa; Chordata; Actinopteri; Gobiiformes; Gobiidae. The record is from the annotation of a GenBank genome assembly.